GCUGCUGAAAUGGGUCGAGAUCCGACACCAAGUGAGUUACAUUUGCAUGUUCACACACAUGGUCAUUAUGGAAAAUCUUUCGUUGAUGAACGUUCCCCGAAUCGUCCAUCUGCCGGAGGAGGAAAAAAGCGAAGAGUAUUUGGUCUUGGAUCUGAAGCCAAAGGCUACUACGGCCAAACUCUGUGUAUUUCUUGUGGAAAGACUUUAUCUUCAUCUUCACAUGAAUCGAUACCAGCUGCAGAUUCGGAUUUGGAUGAGUUUGUGAAGCUAUUGAUUCCCGCACUUAAAAAUCAAUUUUUUCCUAUUGUCAUUGAGAAGGUACAGAAGUUGGUUUCUUCACGAUCAGUUGUCACACCUCCGGCUACUCUUUUGGACGAUCUUGAUUCCUUAAAUGAUGAUUGA
This is a messenger RNA of Capsicum annuum, 402 nucleotides long. RefSeq lists its product as uncharacterized. The record is from RefSeq and is a predicted model, not a curated record. Lineage: Eukaryota; Viridiplantae; Streptophyta; Magnoliopsida; Solanales; Solanaceae. The transcript has 2 exons. The annotation marks the transcript as partial.